UGCGGAACUUGCAAAAUCCCCCUUUUUUUCCAGGCGAGAGCAAGAAGAUGCGCAGGCGACGCCUCAGACUCGCCUGCCCCUCCUCCGACGAUGAGGAAGAGACUGGAGAAGCCGCCGCCGCCGCCGCCGCCGCUCCCGACCCUACGCCGGAUCCUCCUAUCCGCCCGUGGCGGUUGAGAUUUCCGACGACGAUGACGGCGAAGCCUUCAUCGACGUCUCCGAGAGCCUCUCCUCCCCAUCCCAUUCUCCUCCUCCGCCGCCGCCUCCGGCCGCCGACGACGACGACGACGACGCCUGCUCCGGUGACGGAGUUGCUGCAGGGGAUGGGGCUGAGGUUGAGGGGAGAAUGGCUCGAUUCUUGCCUGGACGCCCUCCGCGCCUCCCUCCCCCAUUUCUCCUCCCUCGACCCUCCCUCCGUCGCCAAGCUGUGCUUCCAGCACUUCCUGCUCUCCGACAUGAACUCCUCCGGCGCCGGCGUUCUUCCCCCGGAAGUCCACGCCAUGCACCUCGCCCAUCUCCCCGGGCCCUUCGUCUUGCAGGUAGAUGAGAUUGUUAAUAUCAGUUGUCCUCUUCGAGGCAGGUACCAGAAUGCACCUGCCGGCCUCAAGAGGUGCCUCAAGUUGUCCAUGACCGACGGUGUUCAACGUGUUUUCGGCAUGGAAUACCGCCCCCUUCCGGAUCUCCACCCUUUGGCCCCUGCUGGAUUUAAGAUUGCUCUUUGUAAUGUCCAUGUACGUCACGGCCUUCUAAUGUUGGUCCCUGAAGCUAUUGAGGUCUUAGGAGGAGUUGUCGAUGAGUUGGAAGCAGCACGUCAGCGGCUUGUUCAAGAAGUAAAUAAACCUCCAAGAGGGAAAAGAACGAGGUCUGGAGCAGCUCCUUCAUUAGCAACCAGAGCAACACUUGCUGCCUGGUCACCUAAUGUUGUUGAUGUGGCACAAAAUGGUAGUGUUAGCGCACAAGAUUCAACUACUUCCCACACAAGCAGAGGCAUUAAUUCAGCACCAACUGAAUCGAGUAAUGAUCUAAGGAGCUCGGUGCAGUCUUCUGCUGUUCCUGCUGGUAUGCAGAAUGCAGUGCCUAGCCCAUCACCAAACUUCAUCUCAGAAUUUGAAGAAAUGCAUGUGGAUGCUGUUCCAAUAAGUAACAUGGAGACUGCCUCCCGUUAUUCAACAAAUGUCGCAGCAAACUCUGCAGAUUCCUUUUCUAAUGUGAUGCCAUCCAUGGUUUCAAACUCCUCACGUGGCAUGGUUUCAUCUGUCAAGGAGUUAGAUCCUGAUGUUGAGACCUUGGACGCAGCAGAUGCUGUACCCAAUCCUCCUUCAGAUUUUGCAUCAUAUGUGGAUGACAUUCAAAUGGUUGAUGAGAUUGAACAUCCUCUCAUAAUGUCUGGAGAUCGAGAAAGCCCAUUCACAUACUUAGCUAGUUUAUCCACAAAGUGGGCUGCAAUGAAAGAGAAAGCAUCUUCCAUACAAGGAAAAGUCAAGUGCUUUUUGACUGGUGUGAAGGGAUUCCAGUACAAGCAAAGGACAACAUACGAGCUUCAAGUUUAUGUUGAUGAUGGAAGCCUUAUAUCUGAGAUUCUGAUCAGUCACAAUGUUGUGCUCAAGGGAAUUGGGCAUUCUCCAGAGGAAGUCACUGCAGCUCUUUCUUCUACAGACAAGACGAUAGUCAGUGCUAUGAAGGAGACAUUAAGAAAAUUUCAAUAUUUUCUAGUGAACUUCGAGGGAAUUAUGCUUGUGGAGAUCAAUGGAACUUCUCCGCUUCCAAUCGCCAUUGAGAUGGAUGAAGGUUGUAAUGCGUCUGAUGCGUGGCAGCUCCUGAGAAGACUGAAGUCCUUUGCCUUGCCUCAGGAACAACGCUUGUCAUCAAGUCCUAUAGAUUUAUCCCCUUGAUUGUCCAGGCAUGAAUUGCUUCCUAUUGACUAAGGAAGGACAGAGAUCUGAAAACUGAUAAUCACAAAUUUAGCACAGUGCAAAGAACAUGAUGGACUUGAUUCAAGCAUGAACUUCCUGGAAGUUGGAUAAGCCUGUCUGCUACUGCUUCAAGUGCCUUGUGUGUGCUAAUUUCUGAAGAUGUUUCUCGGGUGAAAGACUAGUUGCAGUGCAGACUAUCCAAAGAACUUGCAUUCACCAUUCGAAGGUCUAUAGCUCAAGAAAGAACAUUUGGAACAUUUUGUUUCUAAAAAGAAGGCCCAUUUUCAAGUAGUCUUCAAUCAACUACGUUUUAAAUGGGAGAGUUUUCAAUACGAAUGUUUGCCUGUUUGAUCAGAAUGCUAGUGUGCUGCCAAACAAAGGGCGAGAGAAGAAAGGAGAACCUGAUUGCUGAUCAAGUUCCUUGAGAUCUCUUUGAAGAUCAUUUUGUCAUAUUGGGAAGUGUUCAGUUCAAUGGCUCUCAAAAGGAAGAUAUUGGAGUUUGCUGUGUCGAAGGCAGAAGAUAUGGGAGAUAAUGAAGAAGUUAGUGAUUGCUGUCCUGAAGACAAAAAGUAACAGAGACAAAGGAAGUGGUUUUUCCAGGUGAGGAGGCCAACUGGAUCGAUCUUCUUUAUGUUUAUACCAUAUUUCAAACUCUUCUGUUUAUGUCGGGAUUCGACUCUAUGCUAGUCCUUUGUUUAACUUGCUUCUUUAAAUCUUUAAUUGGUAGAAGUGCAGUAGAACUAGGGAAAACAUAGGAGAGCUCAUGCGAGUGUAAAUAAUUAUUCAUUGUUAACAUUUUUUAGAGUGACCUGUUGAAGCAGAGUAGAAGCGAAAUGGGCGAAGCGAAGAGUUCCGUCUGUUGUCAGUAUGUAGUUAGUCUCUCGUGCGUAAAUCAUGGACAAUAACAUCAUGUGUGUAUUUUUAUUCAGUGCCAUCAACAUCAGCAGAAUUACCAUUCCAUGGGCC
This is a messenger RNA of Eucalyptus grandis, 2879 nucleotides long. Its product is annotated as recQ-mediated genome instability protein 1. The record is from RefSeq and is a predicted model, not a curated record. NCBI's taxonomy places the organism in Eukaryota, Viridiplantae, Streptophyta, Magnoliopsida, Myrtales, Myrtaceae. Gene Ontology annotation, biological process: resolution of meiotic recombination intermediates; double-strand break repair via homologous recombination. Gene Ontology annotation, molecular function: nucleotide binding. Gene Ontology annotation, cellular component: nuclear body; RecQ family helicase-topoisomerase III complex.